GCUACAUACAUGAAAUGUGUUUGACCAGAGAUGAAUGGGUAUCUGAUAAAACUGAAACGACAAACUUUGCCAAUACUCACACGAGUACACACGAGUAGGGCCAUUUGUUCUGUAAAGGAGAGGAAGUGAUUUGGGACUGUUUAAUGGCUUUGACACUAAGAGACAUAAAUCUUAACUAGAGGAAUAGAAAUGUGUCCACUAUAUGCUGACUAUGUGGACAAAGUGUCCCGAGACGCCCACUGGAGACUGAUUUUGAGAAGCGGUGGUCAUGGGGAGAGCUGGCAGCUUUGGAGAGGAUUCUUGCUUUUUGAUCAGCAGCCCCAGCACGCCUAAGGGACGGGCGGAGGGACCUGAAAAACCAGUUGCCUGACAUUAUUACUUUCAGCGAGAAGCAACGUGGAGCCUCCUCCUCCUCCUCCUCCACACUCUCCUCCCCUUCUUCACAUAAACACUGUGAUUCACAGAGAAACCACACACACACUCUCUCUCUCACACACACACACAGAUAUCCAUGAUUGUUUCUGAACUCUCUCUCUCUCAGUACAUCUGACCUGUAUGCUUGUACCUGUGCCGCCGCCACUUUAGCUACAUUUGGGAUUUAUUCUCCCUCCGGGAGUUGCUCACGCGGCUCUUCGACUCCCUGGUGUCUCCCUCCCCAGGCCUGCUGCGAUUCUGGACUAUGCCCCCCUCAGUCAGCUGAGGGAGGGGGCUCUUGCACUGCUCAGGCUCUCAUCCGGAGAAGGCUUGGGCUGAAAUCAAAGAGGAGACGAUCGGGUUAUUCCUGAAGAUGCAAGCUUCAACCGUCUCACCAGUGACCAACACUACCGUAACUUCGAACACAACCGCUGUCACCAAGUCCAAAGAACAAAUACUCAUUCAAAGUUCUGGGGCUAUGAUUGCUGUCAUUGUCAUUGGCAUUAUUAUCAUUCUCGCCAUUUUACUCAUCAUUCUGAAGACGUACAACAGGCGGACACGUGAAUCCAGACUCCUGGGAACCAGUAGAAGCUCAAAACCUCGUCCGAAGAUGUCCCAAUCCACAGUUCAAAGCAACUUGCCGCUGACGCCCAUGGGAAUCAGCUCUGUGUCAGGCAGCAUCACCAACUCAAACCCGGCCUCAGAGAGCAGCUUCCGGCUGCCCAGAGCAGAGCUCACCAGUGCGGAGGGGAAUCAAGUUGAGCAGUUCAGCACCAACAGCGAGUCCACCGUGGUCACCAUACAUGAAAAUCCAUCAAUAGAAAACACAUAGCAUCAAGACUGCGGUUUAGUCUCAAAACAGGCACUGACUGAUGUGUUGUUGCAUAUUGUGCUGACUGAAUCCUGUGGAAACUCAAUCUGUGACCUUGUCACUGUUAAAUCUCCACCAACUGGGCCACUGCUAGAGACUACAAGGAUAUCACGAGGUCUUUUGGGUGUACAAUUCAAAGAUGAUCAAAGCAGCACUGGAAACAGACACAAGGGAUAUGAAGGAUCUGAAAACGGAAACUUCCUUUUGAAGAACUUUGGCUAAACUCAGUGUUCAGAGAAUAGUCAUUGCUGUUUGUGCUCUUUAUUAGCAUUACUGCAAAUGAAGUAAUGAAGUAAUGUGUAGUGUAGACUGCUAUGGGCCUAUGGCUGUAUAAUGCUGGUCUCAGCGAUGCACAUUUCUGUUUUCAAGAGGUUUUUGAAUAAACGUAGAAUUCAUCUAAUUGAAGGCAUGGAAGAUGAUAACUCUUUUUGUAGUUGUGUAAUGGACACCCUUUAUGACUGAGGAAAUAUGUUAAUGUUCCAGAUUUAUUUUGAGUUCUAUUCCUAACUGAUCUGGUUAACUUUACAUCAUUCUGUACUUGUGAGAAGUCGCACAUUCAUUUUGUGUUUUUAAAAAUCUCUAAAAUAUAUAUCAUUACGUCCAUUUUUCUUUCUUUCUUUCUUUCUUUCUUACUUUUUUUUUUUACCACGCAGAAUGAAGAGACCUAUGUAAAACAACCUGUCAGCCUUACUUCCUGAUGUGAAUCAUUUUUAAUUUGACACUAAAGUAUUUUGCACUUUAUUCUCUUUGGUCCCUGUAUUUGUAUUGUUUGUAGAUGUUCACUAAAUGAAAUGAAGUGAAAAUAAAAACUAAUAUUUCUAGUA
Molecule: messenger RNA, 2109 nt
Organism: Oreochromis niloticus (Nile tilapia)
Lineage: Eukaryota; Metazoa; Chordata; Actinopteri; Cichliformes; Cichlidae
Gene: ncmap
Product: non-compact myelin associated protein
Exons: 4
Coding region: 788-1246 (152 amino acids)
Biological process (GO): regulation of myelination
Cellular component (GO): plasma membrane; Schmidt-Lanterman incisure; paranode region of axon
Molecular function (GO): structural constituent of myelin sheath
Source: RefSeq, a predicted model, not a curated record